GCAACCGACCUUUUAAUCCUUCAGAUAAGUGGAUUUCUAAGGGAAAGGGGAAUCGCCGAGGACAUAAUAGUGAACUUUGAGGAGGAACGGGUGAGUGAUUAUUUUUAACUUUGCACGGACACUGAGCUGUUGUGGAAUCAGUUGUCUUUGAUCGAAGUAAUAAGGUAUUGAUAAAAUAAAAAAGAUGAUGCAAUAGUCCAAAUCUCCCAAACUAUUUUUAAACAACCUACAACCACCUACAACCACCUACAACCACCUACAACCACCUUUAUUUAUCAUUUUUAUUUUAUCAGGCAUUUUUUUGACAAUUUUUUUUGACAAAUGUAAAUACACACGGGAAGUGUUGUUUCAUGACUUUUUAUUCGCGACUCUUUUUCGCGACUUUUUAUUUACAUUGUUUUAAGUUUGCGUCAGAGAAUUUUGGCUCACAGAGGAUUACGUAGAAGGUAUAACCCAAGUGAUAUUGAUGCUGUUUUACAAGCUGUUGAGACCGAGUUGAGCGGCAGCGACAGAAUCUUUGGUUAUCGUGGAAUGUGGCAAAGACUACUACAAGGUCAUAAUCUUGUUAUUGGCAAAGAAACUGUUUGUCAUGUGCUAAGAAUAGUUGACCCGGCUGGAGUAGAUCGACGCCUGAGAAACAGGCCCAGGCGGAGGAACUACCGAGGUGAAGGACCCAACUACAUUUGGCAUGUCGAUGGCUACAACAAACUUAAACCUUUCGGCUUCUGCAUUCACGGCUGUAUUGACGGAUACGGCCAGCGUAUACUUUGGUAAGAGGUGGGAACAACGAAAAAUUACCCGUGUGUCACAGCAAAAUAUUUUCUAGAUUUUGUCCACUCAGUACGGGGUGGUUCACACAUUGUCCGUGCUGACAAUGGUACAGAGAACGUCAAUAUGGCAGCAAUACAGUGUUUUUUCAGAAGAGAG
Pocillopora meandrina is the source of this 927-nucleotide messenger RNA. The record is from the annotation of a GenBank genome assembly. NCBI's taxonomy places the organism in Eukaryota, Metazoa, Cnidaria, Anthozoa, Scleractinia, Pocilloporidae.